Molecule: messenger RNA, 2530 nt
Organism: Mya arenaria
Lineage: Eukaryota; Metazoa; Mollusca; Bivalvia; Myida; Myidae
Product: zinc finger protein 271-like
Exons: 2
Coding region: 94-1128 (344 amino acids)
Biological process (GO): regulation of transcription by RNA polymerase II
Cellular component (GO): nucleus
Molecular function (GO): DNA-binding transcription factor activity, RNA polymerase II-specific; RNA polymerase II cis-regulatory region sequence-specific DNA binding
Source: RefSeq, a predicted model, not a curated record
ACCUUUUAAUGGUGGAUUUCAACAAAUAUAUUUCUUUAACUUAAAAAUUGUUUUAACCUUUUUACCAAUUGAUCGGAACAGAUUUAUAUUCACAUGGAUGUGCACGCAGGAGGGAAGCCAUACAAUCAUGUAUGUAAAGUCUGUGGGGCAAAGUUUUCACGGAAACCUGAUUUAAAGCGUCACAUGAAAAUACAUACAGGAGAGAAGCCAUACAAGUGUGAGAUAUGUGAUGCUGAUUUCUCUCAGAAUGGUGAUUUAACGAAACAUAUAAGAAUGCAUACAGGAGAGAAGCCAUACAAGUGUGAGAUAUGUGAUGCUGCUUUCUCGAGAAAAGAUAAUUUACAAAAACAUAUAAGAAUACACACAGGAGAAAAGCCAUAUAAUUGUGAGUUAUGUGAUGCUACUUUCGCUACUAAAAGUAAUUUAGCAUACCAUGUAAGAAAACACACAGGAGAGAAGCCAUACAAGUGUGAGAUAUGUGAUGCUGCUUUCUCUCAGAAAGGUGAUUUAAAGAAACAUAUAAGAAUGCAUACAGGAGAGAAGCCAUACAAGUGUGAGAUAUGUGAUGCUGCUUUCUCUCGGAAAUAUCAUUUACAAAAACAUAUUCAAAUACACACAGGAGAAAAGCCAUACAAUUGUGAGGUGUGUGAUGCCGAUUUCUCUCAAAAAGGUGAUUUAAAGAAACAUAUAAGAAUGCACACGGGAGAGAAGCCAUACAAGUGUGAGAUAUGUGACGCUCGUUUCGCUCGGACGGAUUAUUUACAGCUACAUUUAGGAAAACACUCAGGAGAGAAGCCAUACAAGUGUGAGAUAUGUGAUGCUGCCUUUCCUCUGAAAAAUGGAUUACAGAAACAUAUAAGAAAACAUACAGGCGAGAAGCCAUACACGUGUCAGAUAUGUUAUGCUGCUUUCUCGCAGGAUUGUAAUCUACGGACACAUAUGAAAAUACACACAGGAGAGAGGCCUUACAAGUGCGGACUAUGUGAUUCUGCUUUUUCGCAGAACCAUCAUUUAAAAAUACAUUUACGAAUACAUACAGGAGAGAAGCCAUACCAAUGUGAGACAUGUGAUGCUGCUUUCUCUCAGAAUAGUUCUUUACAGCGGCAUAUAAGAAUACACACCAUAUAAGACCAAUAAGUGAGAGGCAGGGGAUGCCGAUUUCUGUCAGAUAAAUUAUCUACAGAAGCAUAUGAGUGUACAACACAAAGGAGAGAAGUCAUACAAAUGUUUGAGUUCCAUUCUACUGCUGUUAGCGUUUAAAAGAAAAGUCAUACAAUUGUAUGUAUGGGGUGCUGAUUUCCAUCAUUAUAGUUUUUUACAGGUACAAAUGAGAAAAUAAAAGUGAGGGAAGCCAUUAACGUGUGUGAUAUGUGAAGCUGCUUUCUCUUAAACAAUACAAUAUUAAACAAAUAAACGAAUAAACACAGGGUAUAAACACACUUUAGUUAUGUGAUGCUGCUUUCUUUUGAAAAGACAUUUACAAGCACAUAGUCAUACAAUAAUUCAUACAUUACAAGAGGUAAACCAUACAAGUAUAAGAUAUUAGUUUUUGCUUUACCCCCGAAAAGUCAUUUAGAACACAUGCACAAAUGUAGAAGAAUAUACACAUACGAAAAGCCAAACAAGUGUGGGACAGGCGAUGCUGCUUUCUCUCAAAAUAUGCAAACAAGUGAAGAUGCUUUCUCUCUGGAAAGUGUUGUAAAAUGCACACAGAAGAGAAGCCGUAUAUUUGCUGCUGUCGCUGGUCAGUCUGUAUCUGUUCGAAUAUAUUUCUUAUAAGUGUAGGAUUCAUUGUGUUGUGUUCUUCAAAAUGAGUGUUUGCAGGUAUGACAAUCCGCACAGGGGAUAAGCCAUACAAAUAUAACACGUGCGAUGUUGCCAAAUCCCUGAAAGAAUCAUCGACACAUAUUUAUAAGACUACAUGUAAACACAUGAGAGAAGCCAUACAGGUUUGAGCUAUUAGGAUUUACUUUAUAUUUAGUGAUCUUUGUAAAAACUUCACCUGAGAAACAGAGAAGAGAACAUGGCAUAUUGCUUUCUCAUAAAAACAGUCGAAUAAGAAGCUUUAUUCUUGUGAGAAGUUUGGUGAAUAUUUGAAAUGUCAGAUUCUAUAGAUACAGUUGUACAUACUUCUAAUAUACAAAUAUACUUGUUAAUAGUUAACAUGAUUGCUAUUUGUAUACCUAAAUGUUUUAUGUUAAUUUGAUUACGGAUCAUGCUGAUGUGGCCUAUUUCAAACUUAUAUUGUGCCCCCCUGGAUCUGCUAGUAAUUAAUACGAAAUAAAACACAACAAGUACAAAUGUGUCAGUUUAUCAAUACUUGUUCUUGCAAUAGUGUAUGAGUCACAAACGACAGAAUAAGUAUUUGCUGCGUUUUAAUGUAUAUAUUUUCCAGUAUAAAGUGUACACAUUGAGUAUUGCCAAUUGAUUCAAGUGUAAUUGUGUAACAAAGUGUAUAUUUAAGGCUGCUUAAAGUGCUAUCCGAGCUCAUUACGAUCUGGUUCCGACUUGGAUUAUAACAUAGCUUAAA